Messenger RNA from Emericellopsis atlantica, 1311 nucleotides. RefSeq names its product putative dCMP deaminase. Gene Ontology annotation, molecular function: hydrolase activity; zinc ion binding. The record is from RefSeq and is a predicted model, not a curated record. NCBI's taxonomy places the organism in Eukaryota, Fungi, Ascomycota, Sordariomycetes, Hypocreales, Bionectriaceae. The coding region runs from base 1 to 1221 and encodes 406 amino acids. The transcript is spliced from 2 exons.
AUGCUGAUUGGUAUCUGUGGCAGCAUAUGCUCCGGCAAGAAGACGGUGGCUCACUACCUCGUUGAGCACCAUGGCUUCAAACGCCUAUAUCUGAAGACGCCGCCCAAGGAAGGCAGCGCUGCGGCGCCAGAUGCUUCAAGCGACGCGCCAAGUGAAGAGCAAUCGCCAGACUCGGAGCCAGAGGCCUUCAGCGGUGCGUUGAGCUCGAGUGCUCUGACGACCAAGAACGGCCCCAGGCUGGCAGCGAAGGGGUCGCUCGCCUUGCGGCCUCAUCCCCAGGAGCAUAGCUUCACCUCCGCCGAGGAUCUACUCGAUUUUGUCACGAGACGAUGGCGGAGUCGGUUCGUCAUUACCGACAUACCCACCGAGGCUGUUCUCGACGUGUUCCUCCGACGGCCCUUCUUCCUACUCUUGUCCAUCGACGCGCCCCUCACCGUGCGCUGGAAGCGCUACCGUGAGCGCUCCGGCAGUGCGUCCGAAGCCUCACGGAUCAGUCUCGAAGACUUUGUCGACCAGAACGAUGGGCACUUGUAUGAUCCACACGACGGUCUGCAGUCCCUCAUCUCGCGCGCUACUGUCCGGUUGCUCAACACGUCGUCCUCGCUGGCCCAUCUCUACGCCAAGCUCGGCAAGCUGGACAUCCCCAACCCGGACCGCCUUCGGCCCGGAUGGGACACGUACUUCAUGGCACUCGCCUCGCUCGCUGCGCAGCGCUCCAACUGCAUGAAGCGUCGCGUAGGCUGCGUACUCGUGGGUCGCGAGCGCAGGGUCAUCAGCACGGGCUACAACGGCACGCCCCGAGGCCUGACGAAUUGUGCCGAUGGCGGGUGCCCGCGCUGCAACGAGGGCAACGGGUCUGGCGUCGGCCUGGGGACCUGCCUGUGCAUUCACGCCGAGGAGAAUGCGCUGCUGGAAGCUGGCAGGGAGAGGAUCCGCGACGGCGCGGUGCUAUACUGCGAUACGUGCCCGUGCUUGACGUGUAGCAUCAAGAUCUGCCAGGUUGGAAUCAGCGAGGUUGUGUACGCGCAUGGAUACAGCAUGGACAACGACACGGCCGCCGUCUUCCAACAGGCGGGCGUCAAAUUGCGGCAGUUUACACCGGUACGUUGGCGCACACAAAGCAAAUCUUCAUUGUCACUCUCACCUUCACAGGGGCAUUCACUAACGUUGUCACAGCCGCCAAACGGUCUGAUUCACCUGGAGAAGAUGGAGCUUUACUGAGGAGCGGGUGCAGCAACAAAGGGAGAAAAUAACUGCGGCAGAGCCGGGGAAGUUUUGUUAUUCAGCUCAUAAAUUUCAGUCCUUCCGGUU